Messenger RNA from Aspergillus thermomutatus, 1539 nucleotides. RefSeq names its product putative MFS transporter. NCBI's taxonomy places the organism in Eukaryota, Fungi, Ascomycota, Eurotiomycetes, Eurotiales, Aspergillaceae. Gene Ontology annotation, biological process: transmembrane transport. The record is from RefSeq and is a predicted model, not a curated record. Bases 1 to 1539 code for a protein of 512 amino acids. Gene Ontology annotation, cellular component: membrane. Gene Ontology annotation, molecular function: transmembrane transporter activity. The transcript is spliced from 4 exons.
AUGAUUCAAGUUCCCAGCACAACGGCCGACCUUGAGCGUCCUCACGCCGAGGGUGAGCGGUCCGACAAGGAUGCCGCGCUGGCGGUGGUCAGCGAUGUGGCGAUGGAGAUCGAUCCGGAGGUGGAGAAGCGAGUCGUGCGCAAGAUUGACCUCUUCUUCAUGCCGGCCAUGCUGAUCGGGUAUGGGUUGGUAUACUGGGAUAAGGUGCAGGCCAUCCUUGGAAGUGCGGCGCUGUUUGGCAUGACGACCGACCUGCAUUUGGUGGUCAUCGACCACAGCACGACGCCGCCGUCAAAAGACACCUCUCGGCUCAGCUGGGCGACUUCCAUUUUCUACUUUGGUAUGCUGGCUGGUCUCUAUCCGAUGACCUUCUUCUUGCAGCGAUUCAAGAUCCAGCAUGUCUUUGGGCCGAUUGUCAUGCUGUGGGCUAUCACCUGUGCUGCCACCGCGGGCGUAACGACCUGGCAGGGCUUGUUUGUUCAGCGUUUCUUCCUGGGCUUCGUGGAAAGUGUGGUCCCCACCGGCUUCAUGACCAUUGUCAGCGGCUACUACACGCAAAAGGAGCAGUCUCUGCGCCAGGCCUGGUGGUUCUCCGGCACGGGGUGGUUCACCAUCAUCGGCGGCGCGAUGAACUAUGGAUUCGGACAGAUCACCUCCGGCUCGUUGAAGCGCUGGCAGUACAUCUACAUCUUUGCCGGCGUGCUGACCUUCCUAUUUGGCCUGUGGUGCUGCGUGAUGCCCAAUUCGCCCGUCUCGGCCUGGUUUCUGACGCGAGAGGAGCGCGUCGUCGCUGUCGAGCGGCUCCGCAAGGGCCAGACGGGUGUGCGCUGCCAGAAGAUCAAGCUCGAGCAGAUCAAGGAGUCUGCUCUGGAUGUGAAGAUGUACCUGAUUGCGAUCAUGAUGGCUGCUGCCUAUACAAUCAACGGAGCAAUCUCCGGGUUCGGCCCCCUCAUCGUCUCCACCUUUGGCUACAACACGCUCGACUCGAUCCUCUUCCAAUUCCCCGUCGGCGGCAUCUGCCUCAUUUUCAUCCCGUUGUGCGGCUAUGUCGCGUCGCGCGUCCCCAAUACCCGCAUCCCCAUGCUCAUCACCUGCUGCCUCCCCGUCCUCGCGGGCUGCGCCAUCAUCUGGAAAUCCACCUGGGGGUACCAGCCCGCUGCGCCGGUGGUCGGGUACGCCCUGACGGGCUUCUUCGGACCGGUGGUCAGUCUCAUCAUCACGCUGGGCGCGAGCAACGUCGCGGGGGCCACAAAGAAGACCGUCAUGGCUGCGACGGUGUUCGUGGCGUACACGGUGGGCAACAUUAUCGGCCCGCAGCUUGUCAAGACGCAGACGGUCAAGCAGCAUUACCCGGAGCUCUGGACGGGGUUGAUCAUCUGCUACUGCAUUACGAUUGCGGCGGCGGUGGCGCUGUACCUGGUCCUGGGGAGGGAGAACCGGCGCCGGGAGGCGCUGGAUCUGGACGAGAGCCAGCGGGAUAAGCUGGCGUUUAACGAUCUGACGGAUAAGGAGAAUCCGUUCUUCAGAUACGUCUUGUAA